GCCGCCCCCCAGCGGACGACGUCCGCUGCACGGCUGCAGUUCGGAGCGGUCGGCGGCGGUCGCGGUCGCAUCCUGGGUUUUGCGCGUUUACCCCGCCGCUUAACCAGCCGGUCCGUGUGCACGUGUAUGUACACGGACACGCACUCACCUUCCUCCUUUCGUGUCUCCACCGCUGGCCGAACGCACUAGGAUUUCAAGAAGUGACAAUUGCAGGACAAGAUGGAGAGUUACACAGGUUAACGAACCAGGAGACGUUACCGAGAAGUAAAAGAAAAACCUUUCUGUCCAUCUUGCACCACCAGCCCCAGCCCUGGAUCACCUCCACAGAACGCUUGCUCCACCCCUGUGCUUGUAUCCUGGAGCACCAUUACCAGAAAUCCAGACUGCAGUUCCCAUCUGUGCAAAGGACAUCAAUGAUCACUUGAUGAAAAAAUUUGCUUUUCUUUCUGGUGGUCGAGGGAAGGAUAAUGACUGGAUCAUAACAUUUCCGGAAUAUGCUCAUUUCAGAGAAGUGCCUGAGGAUGCUUUAACGAAAGUUUUGACUUACUUAACAUCUGUUCCAAGGCAACAUGAACCUGAUAUCAAAUUUACCCUUAUUCUGGAUAGACGACUAGAUACAUGGGCAUCUAUCAAAAUGACCCUUCAACGAAUAGCUGCUUCUUUCCCCGGGAACUUGCACUUAGUGAUGGUUCUCCGUCCCACCGGGUUUAUCCAGCGCACUUUCACCGACAUCGGAUUUCGGUUUAGUCAAGAGGAUUUCAUACUCAAAUUGCCAGUGGUUAUGCUCAGUUCAGUCAGUGACUUGCUGACAUAUAUUGAUGAGAAGCAGUUAACUCCUGAGUUUGGGGGCACGUUGGAAUAUUGCCAUAGCGAAUGGGUUAUCUUCAGAACUGCUAUAGAGAGCUUUGCGCUCACUGUGAAGGAAGUUGCUCAGAUGUUACAGUCCUUUGGAACAGAACUGGCAGAAAGAGAACUCCCAGAUGACAUUUACUCAUUAGAACGGAUCCUGGCGGUGCGUACUGAAAAGUACUAUCAGUUGAAGGAAGAUAUCACAACAGUAAUGUAUGAAGGAAAUAUGCUGCUAAGAAACUUAGAAGUGCCUGACGUCAGAAAUUCAAGUCAAGAAACUCCUCAGGAGAAGACUGGAGAUUGGGAUACUGUUAAUAGAUUGCUAGCACAGUUACAUGAGAUGGAAACUGCCUUUGAUGGAUUUUGGGAAAAACAUCAACUAAAAAUGGAGCAAUAUCUACAACUCUGCAAGUUUGAGCAAAACUUUCAAGAGCUCAAGAAUGCUAUUGAGUUUUUAAUGGCUCAGCAAGUGGAACUGCCUGUUACUGGAGAAAAUGUCUCAGAAGUAAAACAAAGACUGACUGAUUUGGGAAAUUUGGAUGAAAUGGCUCAGGAAUUAAUAGGCAAGGCCCAGAUUGUGAUAUUACAUGGUCACCAGCUAGCAGCGAACCACCACUAUGCACUUAAUUUAAUCUGCCAGCGUUGUAAUGAGUUACGGCACCUUUCUGAUGUUUUGACGGAUGAGAUCAAAGCAAAACAAGUACAACUCAGCAAGACCUUGGAACUUCAUUCCCGACUGCAACAGGCACUUGCGUGCUGUGAUGAAGGGGCAUAUCUUUUAGCCAAUCAGCAGAUGGAUAAGUGUCAGUCUAAAGAAGGUGCUCAACAAGCUCUUCAAGAUAUAGAAAAAUUCCUUGAAACUUCUUUACCAUGCUUAAAUUAUAAUCCUCAAGUUCUGCAAUAUGAUUUCGAGUCAAUUUUAACUCCUGAACUUAAGGCUCAGAUUCAGUCCGUACAGAUCAAGCUUGAAAAUGUUCGAAGUAUGUUUGAAAGUCGGCAAGCUUGUUUCAAGAAACUGACGGAUAAGCAAGUGAGGCCAGUCCAACUCGUAGCACCUCGACCUGAAAACACAUCUAGAUCUAGAUCUCCAUUAUUCUCACCCAAGCAUGGUGUUGAUUUUAAUUCCAGCUUGAAAUUCUCCUUUGAUAUUUCUCUGCCUGGAAAGAAAACAUCAAGAAAAAGUCAAACCUCUCGCAAGAUUGAAGUAAUGCACGAUUAUCAAGAAAAACGAAAUUCUUUACAAUCUUUUAUCUCAGAGAGUGAUGAUAACUUGGAUGUAUUAAAAAGCCAUGUCAUAAAUGAACUAAUAGAAACUGAGAGGGUGUAUGUAGAGGAACUGUUCACUGUGUUGAUGGGCUACAGAGCUGAAAUGGACAAUCCAGUGAUGCUAUUUCUUAUGCCCCCUGCACUAAGAAACAGACAAGACAUUCUCUUUGGAAAUAUGCCAGAAAUAUACGACUUCCAUAACAGCAUUUUUCUGCACAGCCUUGAAAGUUGCGUUGGAGCGCCAGAAAGAGUGGGAUUUUGUUUCCUGGAGAGGCGGGAAGAUUUUCAGAUGUAUGAGAAAUACUGUCAAAACAAGCCCAAAUCAGAGUUACUUUGGAGACAGUGUUCUGAAAGCACCUUUUUCCAGGAAUGCCAAAAAAAACUGGAACACAAACUUGGUCUGGAUUCAUAUUUACUCAAACCAGUGCAACGUCUAACUAAGUAUCAGUUACUUCUGAAGGAAUUGUUGAAGUACAGCAGCAGCUGUGAAGGAGUUCAGGAGUUGCAGGAAGCUCUCAUUGCAAUGUUGGAUUUAUUGAAGUCAGUCAACGACUCCAUGCAUCAGAUUUCAAUAACCGGCUAUGACGGUGACAUAAAUGACCUUGGCAAGAUAUUAAUGCAAGGAUCUUUCAGUGUGUGGAUAGGACAUAGAAAAGGGGCUACAAAAAUGAAAGAUUUGGCUAGAUUCAAGCCAAUGCAGCGGCACCUUUUUCUAUAUGAAAAAGCCAUCAUGUUUUGUAAGAAGAGAGAGGAGCAUGGAGAUGGAUAUGAUAAAACAUCCUCAUAUAGUUUUAAACAUUAUUUGAAAAUGAAUGCAGUUGGCAUUACAGAAAAUAUUAAAGGCGAUCAUCGCAAGUUUGAAAUUCGGUACAGUGGACGGGAAGAAGUGUAUGUUGUACAGGCCCAGACAGUAGAGAUGAAGAUGGCAUGGCUAAAUGAAAUAAGAAAAGUUUUAUUUAAGCAGCAGGAACUUAUAAAAGUCGAGAAGCAACAGUGUCAGUUAACAGACCAGGUCCAGCUUUCCCCUCAGCUGAUUGAUAGGAAACAGCAGAGGGUAUCCGUUAGUUCAGAAGAAAAUGAGUCUGAUCGCACAAGCCCUAUAAUGUUGGACAGUGUGCUCCUUUCACCGCAGCAUAAACCAGACAAAAGUUGGCCAGGGAUGUCACAGUCUGUGGAGCUCUGUGAAGGUCUAGAAGACUGGGCGACCAGUAGUUACUUAUCCACUUGUUCAGACACAGAAGAAGAAGAUGGCAGCCAACUGUCGCCAGGCAAGUAUAAAGCAUUAGCAGACUGUAAGACAAGAGGAUCAGAAGAUCUACUGGUUAAAAAUGGAGAUGUAAUUCAACUUCUACAUGAAGAUGCUGAGGGUCAAUGGUUGGUGAAAAAUAUUAACAGAAAAAAAGAAGGUCUGAUUUCUGGGAACAGUUUACAAGUUUUAAUUGGUGACUGUAGGUUUCGGAAUGCCAAAAUUGCAGAUGCUGCCCCGAGUAACACACGAAAUCUAAAUUCCCCUUGAAUUAAGGGAGAAAAACAAAAUUUAUGUUUUGUUACUCCUUUGGAGUCACGAACUAGACCUUGCUCUAAAGGCAUUUCAGAGAAAUAGCACAAUAGUUGGAAUCACCCUGUAUUUUCAUGACAUUCACAGACCUUCUAACUUCAUCUGCACUGAGCUGGCCUGCGAUUCCCAACUGUUUGUCUCAGUCAUUAAAGAAGGCAUUCUUCACUCCAUUUCACAGGGAGAAUGACAGUGGUGUAUUGGUUAUGCCUACAAUUUUCAUGGCACCCAUCUCUAAACUCCAUCUGAAAGCUUGAAAUUGAUUCUACUUACGCAUCAUAGGUUGAAAUCUAUACCUACUUUUGAAAUCAAAAGUAGAUUUGUGGCAGAUUGUGGUAGAUUUGAAACCGAACCAGUUCACCUUUUGGAAACCAUAAAAAAAGAAAAUGAAAGUUCACUCUUUUUUCCUAGUCCAUAGAUGUUUUACUAUUUCAACUUUGUGAAUGUAGUGCACCAAAAGGGUGUUGUUUGGGUAAUGUAAUGUUGCAAUAAUGCUUAUGUACCUCUUUUUGCACUUUGACUGGCAACUCAUGGUUGCCAGGUAUGUCUUAGGGUUCCAGAAUUUUCCAAGGCAAAAACUUGUAUCUAGUAAGUGUUGAAGUUUACAUUUUAUGCAUUGUUAUUUAGGAACAUGUGCCAUAAUUAUAAUUUAGAUGUCCAUAUUUGCACUAAAGAUGUUCUUAUUAUAAGAUCAUACUUUUCAACAUCUUUAUGAUAUGCCUACUUUUGAAAUUUUGGAAAAGGAGUCAAUUCUAUCGAUAUUUUUCCUAAUUUAUUUUGUGUUUUUUGUUCUUGUUUUUCUGUAUAUAAUACAGAUGUACAGGUGAUUUGACUUUGAAAUACAGGGUCAGUCAUAUGCAUGUGGAAUUGAAUUUCUAUGGUCUGAUUUGACUGAUAUGUUUUAUAUUGUGGACUGCAGAAGAAGAAUGCUUUGAACCAAACUGAUUUUCUGAAUCAAGGAGUCUGAGUUGUAUUAUAGACUGUUACAUUAGGUAUCUGGUUUUUGGUGAUAGUUUUUGUAUAAGGGAGUGUUGGACAUUGUAAAAACCUGCAAGUCAGGCACUUCAGUACAUACUUUGAUCAGUAACAACAAUUAUGCCUAUGGCAUUUUUUGAAGUCUGUUCCUUAAAAACAGAUUAGUUGCAUUUUAUCUAGGUUACCUGGAAAUUUGGGGAUUUCAAAAUGUCAAAUAGUUGGAAUUCUUGAUAGAUAAUAUUCAUUUUUCAGAAAUAUUUCCCUAUUUUAAAAAUUGCAUAAUAAGACAAUUUGCCUGUUUAAAAAUACAAAUUAAACCCAAGUCAGUCACUGUUAAGACCACUUUCGGGAAUUCUGGCACAGAUUUGGAAGGUGUGAACUUGAAAAUUAAUGUUCCUCCUCUUUAUUCAUAUUACAUAUUCAGUCAAGUGGUUUAAUCAUUUUUGUUUUCAAUAUUACUUUUAGACCUUCAAUCAUUUAUAAAACUAAUGGGUUUGGUGGAUCCAAGUGUACAGCUAGGGUCUUUUAAAUGUUUUAAAACAUCACACAAUGAAUAUUUUGUUUGUAUAUGUUUUAAAAUGCAACUGCUCUGUAUAAAUUUUAUUAGGCUAUACAUGUAUAUGUUACGGUAAACUAUGAAGGGGAUUUCGCUAAUCUGAAAAUUCAGUGAUGUUGUAAAUCUACCAGUAAAAAUGUGUUCAUUCUGUAUUUUAAAAAAAUCAAGAACUGUUUAAAUAAAUGACAUUCAUGAAUCUUUA
This is a messenger RNA of Tachyglossus aculeatus (Australian echidna), 5403 nucleotides long. It is a transcript of the gene MCF2, whose product is annotated as MCF.2 cell line derived transforming sequence. The transcript has 31 exons. Gene Ontology annotation, cellular component: cytoplasm. Gene Ontology annotation, biological process: dendrite development; intracellular signal transduction. Lineage: Eukaryota; Metazoa; Chordata; Mammalia; Monotremata; Tachyglossidae. The coding region runs from base 425 to 3631 and encodes 1068 amino acids. The record is from RefSeq and is a predicted model, not a curated record. Gene Ontology annotation, molecular function: protein binding; guanyl-nucleotide exchange factor activity.